AUGAAAUCCCCCCACCCCGGCGACUUCAACCAACCGUCCGAAGCGGUCUUCCGCAAUGUCGAGCGACAAUCGCCCUCGUCGAAAUCUCGCGACGACCCGCACACGCAGAACCAGGACGAGCGAGGCCGCGCACGUCUGGCGCACGAGCAGGGAGGGCGGCCGCGGCGGCGUCCUACGGCGUCGAGGUCUAGGAGUCGCAGUAGUGGGAGUGCCUCGAAGAGGUUGGCGAAUUCGCGGCCGCGGUCGAAGAUGAGGGCGUCGAGUAUGGGGAAGCCGGAGUAUAGGUAUGCUUAUUAUUAG
Molecule: messenger RNA, 300 nt
Organism: Talaromyces rugulosus
Lineage: Eukaryota; Fungi; Ascomycota; Eurotiomycetes; Eurotiales; Trichocomaceae
Exons: 1
Coding region: 1-300 (99 amino acids)
Source: RefSeq, a predicted model, not a curated record